Rhipicephalus microplus (southern cattle tick) is the source of this 7242-nucleotide messenger RNA. RefSeq names its product Protein phosphatase Slingshot (gene ssh). Gene Ontology annotation, molecular function: phosphatase activity; actin binding. Lineage: Eukaryota; Metazoa; Arthropoda; Arachnida; Ixodida; Ixodidae. The record is from RefSeq and is a predicted model, not a curated record. Gene Ontology annotation, biological process: negative regulation of actin filament polymerization; protein dephosphorylation.
UCGGACCCGUGCCACCCUCGGUCGUCGCUUGGUGUGUCUGUCGGUAUAGUGGCGGUGCGCGUCGCCGAGUCGUGGUCGGGGCCUCGCGGCUGGCGUGCCCUGGGUCGCGGUGCGUGCAGCGGCGCCCCGGGUCGGGCGCGUGAGACGCGCGGCGGUGGAGGCUCGAUGGCGCCCAUGCCGCCGCUGAGCGGCCUCUCUGCCGCCGACAACGCCGGCAGCCACCGUCGCUCGCCGCCGGCGUCGUCGGCCGGCCCGAGGGCCUCGCCGACCCCGUCGUCGGGCUCGUCUCUCGUGCUCCGGGGAGUGCUCACCGCCUCAUCGGCCGGGCGCUACUUCGUCUGGAACCCCAGCAAUGCGUCGGACGAGACAGAUGGUUCCGGGGAACAGGGCGAGGAGGAAGAAAUUCACCGCAAGACUCAGCGAAGCAUCAGCGAGUGCUACUUUGCGGUCAAGGGAACGGCACUGGUGCUUCCUCAUGACGAGUCCAUGCACGUCUACCGAUGCUCCAACAACAACGUCGUGGCCGGCGACAUCAGGGCGCACCUGCAGUCUAUGCUGUAUAUGCUGCGGCGCGAAGACACGCUCAAAAUGGCGGUGAAGCUGGAGAGCGCCCACCCAGCGGGUCGUACCCGCUACCUGGUGGUGGUUUCCCGGACGGGCUCCCUGGGUGCCGAGGAGGCCUGCCUUCUGGGGAUCGACUGCAACUCGCGAACCACCAUCGGGCUCGUCAUACCCGUCUGGGCAGACGCCCGCAUCACGCUAGACGGAGACGGAGGUUUCAGCGUAACAUCCAGCAGCGGGCAUUACAUUUUCAAGCCGGUUUCUGUGCAGGCCAUGUGGUCUGCGCUGCAGUCCCUGCACAAGGCGUGUGCCAAAGCGCGGGAGUUCAACUACUUCGAAGGGGGCGGAACCCACCAGUGGGUGCAGUACUAUGCCGAGAGGAUACAGUCGGACCAGUCUUGCCUCAACGAGUGGCAUGCGAUGGACGACUUGGUGUCCAAGAGGCCCCCGACGCCCGAUUUUGAUCGCUCACGGCCGUCACAGAAGGAAGAGACAGAAGUGCUCAUCAGGAGCAAGUUGAAGGAGCUCAUGAUGUCAGUGGACCUGGACGAGGUGACCAGUAAAUUUAUGCGGUCCCGGCUAGAGGAGGAGCUUGACAUGAGCCUGCAGCAAUUCAAGCCCUUCAUUGAUCAGGAGAUGCUCACCAUUCUGGGCCAGAUGGAUGCGGCAACGGAAAUCCUCGAAUACCUCUACCUUGGCUCCGAGUGGAACGCCUCAAACCUGGAGGAGCUCAAAGACAAAGGGGUUGGCCACAUCCUCAACGUCACACGGGAAAUUGACAACUUCUAUCCAGGCCUGUUCGAUUACUUCAACAUCCGUGUCUAUGAUGACGAGACAACAGAAAUGCUCAAACACUGGGAUAAGACCUACAAGUAUAUUGCACAAGCCAAAGAGCAGGGCUCCAAAGUGUUGGUGCACUGUAAGAUGGGCAUCAGCCGGUCGGCAUCGGUGGUCAUUGCAUAUGUGAUGAAGGCCUACGGCUGGGAUCUCCGUCAGGCCCUCGACUUUGUGAAGACGCGCCGCAGCUGCAUCAAGCCAAAUUCGGGGUUCCUCAAGCAACUUGAGACAUAUCAGGGCAUACUACAUGCGAGCAAACAGCGACACAACAGUAUCUGGCGCUCCAAGUCUGAAACAAACCUUAAAGACGAACAGCCUGAUCGUGGGGUUGGCAGGCGAGAGUGCCGUACAACAGCCUCACAGGCACUUGCCUUGGGAAGCAGCAGUGGGGGUCGGAACGGCACGACUGACGCCAACGGGGCCGUAAAAGUCGGGGGCAGGGGUGGUGGUGGCUCCAACAGUCUACUGGUGCCUGGUAGCGUGAGCCGGCCAAAGUCAUGGUCCCCAGAUGAUCUCGCAUCCGAUGCGUUCUUUGCUGCUAACAACAGCAACAACAACUCGGACACCAUAUCCAAUACCUGCCAUGGGGCCAUUGCUACCGGAAGGAUAAAACCUCGGAGACGGAUAGGCCGUCCCCGAUAUGGGACUGAUCCGUUGUGCUACACCAUACCGCACACCAGUACAACAUCAACACUUGAGCAAGUCCAGGCCACAGAACAGGAGAAGAAUGCAAAAAACGCUGCUGCCAAUGGCAUGAAGGCAAGCCUUCUUGCUGCGACUCCGGUAACGCCCUCCAAGUGCUCACCUGCUGUUGUUGCCAUUACUGACGAUGAGCAGGACCCUGGCCUGCGUCGUGUCGCUUCAGUCAAGGACCGCAUCUGCGAGCUGGAAUCGCAAGUUGGCACCCCAAAAUCAGUGGCGACUGUAGCAAAGCAGGUGACAAAGACAGAAAUUCUUCGUAGUGGCACUGUUGACACACCAGCAGUGGCAUGGUCAAGCAAACCGCAAUCUGCAUUCUUUGGUGGACCUGUGAAAACUGGCACCAACGACGAGAGCUCAGUAAGCUUGUACAGCUGCCUACCGAGUUGUGGCGGAGGUGAGUCAUCGUCACUGGAGCUGCUGCGCGAUGUGCAGCCCGUGGCGUCCCAAACCAAGCCGCUAACCCCAAAGCACAUGGCUGUGAUAGUAAAGUCGUUGCCUGCACCUUCGACCUGGACACUGGGAGGAGGAGCUGGUGACUCUGAUAAGGAACCAGAACCGGUAGUGAUGACAACGCCGCCUGCUAUGGCGAAGGAGGCCACCUUUUCUUCUGUGUUGAGAAGAAGUGUGGAAGACAGACUGCCCAGCUCUCAAGGUCUUGGGGGCAUCACACUGCAAAGGUCAGCGACUGAUAUAGGCCUGCUGGCACCCUCUAGUCAAACAGUCUGCCGGCCGGCGGGCCGCCCUCACCCUUUGCUGCAUUGCGACUCCGACGAUUCGGUUGUGGGCUCUGCAAGGCCAUUGGCCGAAAUUUGUAAGCUGCAAGUGGGUUUUGGUGAGGACAGGAGCCAAGGCACCACAUUGGAAGCGCACAAGGAGGCCACAGGGGAAAUGGUGCCACAGUUGCCUCUGGUCGCAGAGCUUCAGGUAGAUGGCAAGAAGACCCUUGAAGAACGAAUGGGAGCUCCAGCAGAUCGUACUGGAGUGCUGCCAACUCGCUGCAAGCUCCGCAAGACAAAACCUUUCUUAGAAGAAAAGAGCUUCGCCCGUGCCCUCUGCCUUGAAGGUGGUGCCUUUCCAUCACAGACACGAUCCACACCUUCCACUCCUCCGGAACAGCUCCCUGAUGCUUCUUCACCUAGCAGGCAGAUUCUGCGCUCCCAGAGCCUGCGAUGCGAGCACCGGCCGAAGUCCCUUGCACUCCCUGCAGCAUCGGCGUGCAUAAGUGGGCGAAGUCCCCCCAAAAUUCUCGCAUUGCAAUCCACUGAAGCUCAGCCUUUAACAGCCUUUUCAGCCAGUCCAGAAAUUAAACACAGCAUGAGCACGCCAUCAGUGAUGGAAGCCGUUAACGAAGUUCUAUGUGAGACACGCCAAGUCAUCUCCAAUGCCAUGCACCUUAUCCCAUGUGCUAAGACGCCGCCAGAGACCUACUCACCACUGCUCUGUUCUGGUCAGGGUCUAGAACAUAUCGAAUCAGACACCAACCCUGCAUUAGAAUCGAGUGAAGUUCCCCAGGUUGGCAUUGUGCGGCAGCAAAGGGCAGUGUUAGAAGGGCUGCAACCACCUCGAUGCAGUGCAGCGGCAUUGCCUUCAUCCAUCAGCACCGACCGGAAACCUCCAACGGGAGACAGCAUGGGACGCUCUAAAAAGGAGCAGGCACGCAUCAUCAAGGAACUCGGAAGUACCAUGCUUCCCAGCGUCCCUGGUGACUGUCCAACUUUCUGCGGCAGUAACACCACCACCGAUCAGCAGCAGCAGCCGGCCGACGAUGAAUCUGCAGGCGGCGUAGUCAAGCGGCUAACCAAAGAGCUGGAGGCCAAGGCACGAAAUGGUAAGACCAAACCUGCUGGUAUCGCCGAGAGGCUCGUCAUCGUCGAAAGGAGCAGCGUGGACAGCAACGAGCCAACAACGGGUGGCGGCAGCUCGAGCACGCCGAACUCUCCAGUUUGCGAGCGCCACGGUUGUGCUCAGCCCAUCCGCGGUCUUCGUGCCUUCUCCGAAGGCCGGCCUGUCGGUCUAAACGCACAACCUGCAGUUCCGGCCCCGCCCACGCCGAGUAGGUGCACCAGUCUUGAUGCCGAUAGGCUUCGGAAGCUGUCAGCCACUCGCAGCCUAACGGCGCUGCUGGCAAGGGCGCCGCGGGCCGGCGAGCCCCCGCCAUCGGCGAUGGUAACGGCCACACCCACUGUGGCACUCAUUGCCACCAUGCCAGCGCCAGCACCUGUCAGCAACACUACUGCAGCUUUGCCUGGUGGCCUCCAGAGAAAAGUGCGCAAGCAGCAGGGCAAAACUCACCCACUGAGCAAACUGACCGUGCGGCAGAGGCAUGCCAACCCACUGUACAACACAAUGUGAUGAUCCUUGCCCCCAUCCCCACCCUUUUACAUUGUGGUGUAUCUGUGAGUGUGUGCAUGCAUGCAUGCCUCACUUUUUCCUGUUUUUCCAACUCUCCCCUACCCCAAAUUUCCCCGUUUCAUUCUUUGUUUCCCCAAAAUACUUGCGUUGGUAGGUGUGGUGGACAUUGUAAAAUUCUCUGUAUGUAGACUUGUUUAUCCGCUUUUUUUGUUAGCUCCUGUGGAUGUAUGUGUGUGUGCAUGUGUGUGUGUGUAAUCUUGCCUCCAACCACCGCCGCUGUACAGGAAGAGAAAUGAGUGUACGUUAUUUUUGUUUGUGCGUGUCGGAGAAGGUGUUGCCUCGGUUUGACAACUUUUUUUUUCUUCUUCCGUGUGAACCGAGCCCUUCGUGGCAAUCAGUCAAGGCCAGUAGUGCCCUGCCACACCUCUUCUAAAGCUUCCCCUUUUUCCUCCUAUCUAACUCUUUCUAAGCAGUCUCUCUUCUCAACAGCCUCUUCUAUUCUUGAGCCUGCUUACCCGUGGAUGCCCAGAGCACAUCCGCAUGUAAGGAAUAGCAAUUUCACUCAACAAAGAUGCGCUGCAUGAAGCAGUCUUGACGAGGGCCACUCCCUUUUCUCCUGGGAAGUCUGAAAAAAAAAUUUAGGUGCACAAUUCUGGAACAAAAGCUGCUGCUUGCUGAUUUCGGAGACACGCUUGCCUUACUCAUGAGCGUACUGUGAAGUCUGGAGUGCAGCAGCUUAUCUGCAUGCUCAUUUUCUGCAUAUUGCAGGAGCAAUGCUUGUGCAUAAUAUGACAAAUGUUUUUGACUGCCGUUGAACAAAUUGUUCCGAAGGUUUGUCUCUCAGGCACUUCGGGAAGUCUGGUUGCCAAGUUGGUCUGACUGGAGUUCAAUGGUCUUGUCCAGGAAAACCUAUUAGUACUCUGUGCUUUUAAUACCACUUGCUAGGCACAAACACCGAAAUUAUGCUGCUGAGACCUUUCAAGCAGCUGUUGUUUCUUUUUGUUGUUGCUGUUUACCAUUUACUGUCCGUAAUAAUGUCAUAAUGAAUUAACUAAAAAAUUCAUAACCUUGCCUGAGGCAAGGUUAUGAAGUACGUAGUUCAAUGAAAUCUACUCUGCACACCACAGUUCUUAUGCAUCUCGAGCUGUUGCUCGCACAUUCUAAAACCAAGAGGUAGGGCUUCAUCAGAACUGUACAUAAAUUGACCACUUGUUUUAGACAUAUGAGUAGCUUGAGCAUAAUAUUCACGCAACUUUGAUGUGGCUGUUCAGGGGUCCCUUUUGCCUCACUCAUAAAAGGGGCUUGCUGGUGAGAACAAUUGCGCAGACACGUCUUUAUUCUUACGUAUUUCCUUUAGGGGGUGGGAGGAAGGAGUGGGAUAGGGUCAGUUUGUCUUGUGUUAAUCUGCAGAGAAGUAUUCUGGCAAAAAAGUGAUAAUAAGCGUAGCGAUAGGAAGUGAUGAGCAGUAUACUUGGUGGGGCACUGUUCAUCUGGCUUUCAGAGUUGUGGCAUUGCUGUACACUCCUCAUUACUUUCCGUGUGCUGUUUUCAACAAAACCAAGAAGCCACAUAGUCGCUUAUUGAGCUCUUGGACAUUGCAAAAUUUGCGCCUAUUAUGCUUGCUCUUAUACAUCAAAACUCUCAUUUACAAUGCUGACACUAGUAUUACAUAGCAAUGCGGCUAAUCGUGGCACUUCACUUUUUUCUGCUGGAGUAGUGUUGUAUCACAAAUUUUAAUUUUUGUGCAAUGAUGUGUUGUCUCCUAGCCACAGCCGAAAUAGACAUAAUACUUGAAAACCUCCAGCUAAUUCACUGCGGACUUUGUUAUUUACCAACUCUGAAUUUAGCCCUGAACCUUAUUUAUCGACUUGCUUGUACCGGAACACUUUUCUGGUAGGAAACGUGAACCUGCUUCUGUUGCAGUCUGCAAUCUUCACGGGAGAUUCGGCUGAGAGUUUCUGUUAGAUUAUGCACAUUUUCUUUUGCUAACGCAUCAACCUGCCCUAAUCAAGCUACAUGAAAGUGCUCUCGUGAACAGCUAAAGUGUACUUGAAGUUAGUGAGCAUAUCUCUCCAACAAGCGCAAAGCACGGGUGGCUACCGUCGCACGCUCACCAGAGGCCACGCCCGGGGCCAUGUCAGAAGUCGAGGAAUGGUGCGAAAACAGAAGCAUACUUGAUCGAUUGCUUCAGCAAAUUGCUAUGUAGCUUUGAGUGAAGCGUAGCUGUGAGCUGCAUUUUAUUUGCAAGGCUGCCGUUAUUACACUGCCCGUAGAAGCGAAGUCGCUUUGUGCUACUUGCAUAGUCUUCAUUCUCUUCCAUGCAGGCUAUCGCUCUUUUGUGGUUUGCUCUAGUGAGAGAAACGCAGACACACGUGCUUGGUGCAACUUGCAACUAGUGCUCUGAGUUUCCAUGCCCACCUUUUCUAGUUUCUAGGCAGAUAGUAGAGACAAAAAUGUGCCAUACCAUAUUUACAGCCGUUGUAGCUUCGCCGCUCUUGUGCUUGCCGUCAACAGAAAGUUGUGUCUGCCUUGUUCCCUUUUCUUUUCACUUGUCUGUUGUUUUCAUUUUUUUCCCAUCCGUGUUCCGUGUUCUUCGCUGCAUGGCGUGAAAGCUAGAGAAAAAAAAAAGAAAGUUGUGUCUCGUGCGUCUGACAGAAUUUGAGAGAGAGAGAGGAGUGCUUGGAGGAAUGAGGUUGGUGAUGUGUACGACGUACGUGCGCUAGGCCGAAAGAAAUUAUUUAAGAAAAUCAGAAGACUGUUCUUCUGGAAUAAAAAAUGAUUUUAGCCACA